CGGCCAGGCACACACGCUCGUCCUCAUCUUCCUCGCCUACUCAAAGGUUCUGACAUUUGUGCUUCAAAGCCUGGUGCGGUCGUCCUAGCCUCUCAGAAGCUUCGGGUACUUUUAUAGGUUUCUCUGGUUCAGUAAUUGUGGCCUCCGAAUUUAUAAUUCCCCUCAUGCCACUCCAUCCUCCCUUCGUCUGUGGUAGGAGCUGUCCUGCCUUCCAUGGAUCACUGUUCUCUCCCAACCAAAACGGGGCCAGCGAACAGCCUCAGGGGAAUCCCUACACAAGCACGAAAAGAAAGCGCGGGUCGGCCGCUGCCCGUAAACCCGGCACUUUAAAGGCUUUUGUUUUAAUCGCGACUUAAGACUUAAAACCACGGGGAAAGCAGGCGCCUCCCUCCGCAAGAACUACCCACUUUCAGCCCGGGUUGAAGUCUCCCACCUUAAAAAAGGCAUCCCCUCAUCGCCUCCAAGAUUCCGCUGACACUCCCGUACGUGGGCAGACCCAAGCCCGCCCACCGGCGUCGAAGUCAGCUCUCUAUUGGUCCAGACGUGUGCUCGUCUCCGCAGUGAGCCAAUCAGAGCCUCACGUUCUACCCCAGGGAUUUGGGAAACGGAAAAGACCUCGACCUGUUCCUGGGGAGGAAGGCGGGGCCGUAAAUGAGUGACAUGUCAACCCCCCAAUGGGCAGAGCGCUAGGACCUGCCCCUCUGGCGCCCGGGCUAGAAAAGAGCGUUGAUGCCGGCCACAGGGAUGAGUCCUAGGCGGCGCUGCCUGCACAGGGGCUCCGAGGAGCGGGUGCUGCGGGUGGCCUCUUUGCAGAUGUAUUUCUGUCAUUGAUCAUUGGUCCACUUGAAGGCACAAGGGAAGCUCAGCCAUCAGUAUGUCCAAGUACAAACUGAUCAUGUUAAGACAUGGUGAGGGUGCUUGGAACAAAGAGAAUCGUUUUUGUAGCUGGGUGGAUCAGAAACUUAACGAUGAAGGACUGGAGGAAGCUCGAAACUGUGGGAAGCAACUCAAAGCGCUAAACUUUGAGUUUGAUCUAGUAUUCACAUCCGUUCUUAAUCGGUCCAUCCACACAGCCUGGCUGAUCCUGGAAGAGCUAGGGCAGGAGUGGGUUCCUGUGGAAAGCUCCUGGCGUCUGAAUGAGCGUCACUAUGGAGCCUUGAUCGGUCUCAACAGGGAGAAAAUGGCUUUGAAUCAUGGCGAAGAGCAAGUGAGGAUCUGGAGAAGAAGCUACAAUGUGACCCCGCCACCCAUUGAAGAGUCUCAUCCUUACUACCAAGAAAUCUACAGUGACCGGAGGUAUAAAGUGUGCGAUGUACCUGUGGAUCAACUGCCACGGUGUGAAAGUUUGAAGGAUGUUCUGGAGAGACUCCUUCCCUAUUGGAAUGAAAGGAUUGCUCCUGAAGUGUUACGUGGCAAAACCAUUCUGAUAUCUGCUCAUGGAAAUAGCAGUAGGGCACUCCUGAAACAUCUGGAAGGUAUCUCAGAUGAAGACAUUAUCAACAUUACUCUUCCCACUGGCGUCCCCAUUCUCCUGGAACUGGAUGAGAACCUGCAUGCUGUUGGGCCUCACCAGUUCCUGGGUGACCAAGAGGCUAUCCAAGCAGCCAUUAAGAAAGUAGAUGACCAAGGAAAAGUGAAAAAAGCUGCAAAAUAAAGUUUUUCCCAAGUGUUGGCUAGGAAUGGCUACAAAAAGGAGUGGCAUGCAGUGUGUUAUAGGUGCUGAUCUCUCCCUCUCCUCUCUCUUUUCCUGAUUUUUCCAGAGCUAGGCUGUGGGGUAAAGUUUGUAUUGGUAACUAGGUAACUUAUGUUGGCCCAGAUAAAGACUUGAGGGUGCCUGAGUGCUUAUGUCAUAAGUCUUACGGGUUAGCUCUCCUGCUAGCCCUGUUUGAAUUAAACUACUUAGCAGUGGGGCUCAAUGUCCUAAGUUUCUUAGAUGGUAGAGUGAUAAUGGAGGUAGAGUUUAAGGUAUUUCAUCAUUCAACAAAUCAUUGUGAAGUCACCACUGACAGGUACUAAUUACUGUGAUAAGUAGUUCACUUUUAUAUUUACUAAGACUUUCUGGGAUGAUAGGAGAGGAUAUUAGAUAAUAUACUAUACUUAAAGUAUUUAUUAUUAGUCUUUUCCUCUAGGAAAAGGGAUGUUUUGAUGGGUAAGACGAGAGGCCCAUUAAAUGGGAAAGCCACAGACGGGUUCCUCCACAACAGCCCGCAAUAAACAGCAAGGCCCUUGGCCCUGUCUCCAGUCCAGAGACUCCUUUGUUUGAUAUUUGGUGGAAUUCCUCUUUGGCAGUUAGAAUUAGCAGCACAUAGACAACUAUAGCUGUUUGUGUUCUCUUAUUUUUGUUUCUUGAACUUUAAUCCUUGGAUACUUAAAAUUGGUUUAAAAAUAAAGUUCUGUGACCAAAAAUGA
Eptesicus fuscus (big brown bat) is the source of this 2409-nucleotide messenger RNA. RefSeq names its product bisphosphoglycerate mutase (gene BPGM). Gene Ontology annotation, molecular function: intramolecular phosphotransferase activity. Gene Ontology annotation, biological process: glycolytic process. The record is from RefSeq and is a predicted model, not a curated record. The coding region runs from base 875 to 1654 and encodes 259 amino acids. NCBI's taxonomy places the organism in Eukaryota, Metazoa, Chordata, Mammalia, Chiroptera, Vespertilionidae. The transcript has 4 exons.